AUGCCCGGGAGCGUGGCUUCGGAUCGUAACGGGGAACGCGUCUCCGUGGUGCCUCGCGACCGCGCACUCGGCUCAGACGAUGGAGCGCCGCCAGGCCCUCUCCCACACGCGACCAGCCGCGAAACGCAGUCGUCGAUGGACUUGCUCCACUCCCCGCCUGGCCUUCCCGGCUCCGGCGAAGGCCGCCGGAGCGUCCUCGGCAACAACGCGUUCCUGGGGCAAGUCGAGGAUCAAGUCCCCAUCCCGCGAAAAGGGGCGCACCUGAAUCCGGCGACAUCACUAUGUGUGUAUUUGACGAAUCCGCUCUUUAGCACCUCGGAGUUGCUGUACUACUUCGUGGCGCAAGUCUCUGGCUGUUUGUGUGGGAGCCUGUUGGGGCUCGCGGUGUUGGGGGAGAUGCUCCUCUCGGAGCCCCCGAAGCCCUUCAAGUCGUACGGCGCGCAGGUCUUUCGAGAAGCCGUGCCCACGUGGUGGAUGAUUUACACCAUCACGGUGCUCUCCUACGGCGUGAGUCCUGAGAAAGUCACCGACGUGAUCGUCGGCCUGUGCGUCGCCGGCUGCAUUCUGUCUGGCUCGCUCUUGGGCGCGACGAUGAACCCCAGCGUCUCGCUCGGCGUCUUCCUGUCGCAAGUCGCCACAGCUGACCCCAAUUGGGAGCCCGCCGCGGUCGUCAUCGGCGUCCUCGCGCCCCUUCUCGGCACGUGCUUCGCCAUCCUCACCUACUACCUCACGCACGCCUACCACAGGCCCAUGCAGGUGCGCUUCAUUCAUUUUCGAUGA
Molecule: messenger RNA, 780 nt
Organism: Besnoitia besnoiti
Lineage: Eukaryota; Apicomplexa; Conoidasida; Eucoccidiorida; Sarcocystidae
Product: aquaporin 1
Exons: 3
Coding region: 1-780 (259 amino acids)
Biological process (GO): transmembrane transport
Cellular component (GO): plasma membrane
Molecular function (GO): water channel activity
Source: RefSeq, a predicted model, not a curated record